Lodderomyces orthopsilosis Co 90-125 is the source of this 1296-nucleotide messenger RNA. RefSeq lists its product as uncharacterized. The transcript has a single exon. The record is from RefSeq and is a predicted model, not a curated record. The coding region runs from base 1 to 1296 and encodes 431 amino acids. Gene Ontology annotation, biological process: endocytosis; endoplasmic reticulum to Golgi vesicle-mediated transport; intra-Golgi vesicle-mediated transport. Lineage: Eukaryota; Fungi; Ascomycota; Pichiomycetes; Serinales; Debaryomycetaceae. Gene Ontology annotation, molecular function: protein binding; GTPase activator activity. Gene Ontology annotation, cellular component: Golgi apparatus.
AUGUCAAAAAGACAUCAAAAGAACAUAGAGAAGCAGUUGUUAGAUGUGGUCAAUAGUAGAGGUAACGACAACAGGUGUGGUGAGUGUGGUGCAGAAUAUCCAACAUGGGCGUCAUACAACUUGGGAAUAUUUCUUUGUGGAAGGUGUGCUUCGGCUCACAGACGUAUUCUUGGCCCACCAAACUAUAAAAUAUCAAAAGUUAAAUCUUUAACUUUGGAUAAAUGGUCGGAACAACAAGUGGAUAAUUUGCGUAGAGUGGGCAACGCUCGAGCCAAGAAAAGAUGGAAUCCCAAGAGAAUUCCUUUCCCCUUUGAUGGUGAUGAUGAUGUAGCCGCAGUCGAACAAUAUAUUAGAGACAAAUAUAUAUUGGGAAAAUUCCGUGACGAUGAUGUUGACCCAUCCGAGUUCGAUGACGACAAAAUGAGUAAAUACAGCAACGACGAUAGUCAUUCUCGACACUCGGCAAGGCUGAGAUCAAACAGUACAAGAAGUAUACAACAAUUACCUAAGUUGACACAUCGAAAAUUGACAACAUAUGAAUAUAGCCAGUAUCAAUUGCAACAAAAUCAAAUGCGUAAUUUUGGAUAUCAAGACAAAGAUGCAGCGUUGGAGAGUUUAUUAUUAGCAAACGGCGACGUUGAGUUGGCCAUAGAUAUAUACAAACAAGAUGCUAAAAUCAAUCCAGGAAAGGAAGAGAUCGCACCAGGAUUACCAAGCAGACCACGUCCAUCCACCACACAAGCACAAUCAACGACACCAACAGGUCCUGUGUCUUCUAAUUCUGACUGGUGGAGUAAUCCUGGAUCUACGGCUGGAUCAACGACUGUGUCAUCAAUGCCAACAGGGGCACAAACAGCUCCUCAAAUAUAUCAAUAUACUGAUCCCGUCACAGGUCAAGUGUCAUAUGUUGACUCCAAUGGGCAAGAGUAUUUGGAUCCAAAUAACCCUCAACACCAACAACAAUUGAUGAGUAUGACAAACCCACAACUAGUGGCCCAACAAACCAAUAAACAAAGUAUCAUGUCUUUGUAUAAUCAACCAACGACCGUGUCUCCUCAGUCCCAAGGCGCACAACAAACACAACUGUACUUUCCGCAACAAAAUGGUCUUGCACAACCUACGCAGACAGGGUUGAGUCAAACCGGUUUUGGAUAUAUACAGCAACCCCAACAACCUCAACAACAGCAACAGCAACAGCAACAGUUUACUGGUUUCGGUCAGACCCCUCAGCCUCAAUUCACUGGGUACGGGCAACCGCAACAAACUGGAUUUUACAACCAACAAGGGUUUCGUUGA